CUUGAUUAUAGAGUGGAAGAGCUUUUAAAGUGUUUUAUGCCAUUAACCGGGUGGAAACAUCACUUGGAACUUAUGAUCAAGUUACUGAAGAACCCCAAUCAACAAUAUAGGUGUGAACUGAAUGAUAAGGAGGAUCUAAUGUCAUUGGAAGAAUUUGCUAAGAAAAGUGACAGCAAUGUAAAACGUGCAUAUUCUUCAUACAAGAGAAAAGUGAAGAGUUCUAACCUUUUGACAUUUGAGCAAUUUGUCGAGAAGAAAUUCGAUGGCAUUGUAGAGUCUUACAAUUUGUAUGUUGAAGAUAAAAAGAUGAGUACCUCUGGUAUGACGAUGGAGCAAUUUGUGAAGCAAUGGUUCAGUUACAUUGGAGGUAGGCUCAAGUUGUUCAUGAAAGCCUUGUAUACUCACCUACCAACAUCUAUGAUUUCAAUCAAAGUGGUAAAGAAAAUGUUGAACGCUCUGGAUUUGUUGAAAUCUCUGGAAAUUUUGCUGCGCAAUACCAAGUUCAAACGAGACUUUCAUCAAUGUAAAGAUGGAAAAAGCCUACAAAGCAUACUAAGUUCACUAUCACGUUCAAUUUCGCUUCCUUGGAAGACAAGCAAAGAUGGCAUGUCAAUGUUUUGCAUUGAGAAAGCAUGCUUAGUAUUUUGUACUGCAUCAAGUUCUUCUAAACUGCAUACUCAAGAAGGGGAAAAGUUCCGGUUUGUAGUUAUUGAUGAAGCAGCACAGCUGAGAGAAUGUGAAUCAGCAAUUCCAUUGCAACUUCCUGGUCUUCAACAUGCUGUUCUCAUAGGUGAUGAAAGACAGCUUCCUGCAUUGGUUAAAAGCAAGAUAGCUGAGAAGGCUGAAUUUGGAAGAAGUUUGUUUGAGAGAUUGGUAUUGUUGGGAAAAGAGAGGCACAUGCUUAAUAUUCAGUAUAGGAUGCAUCCAUCAAUUAGCAAAUUCCCAAGUGAAGAGUUCUAUGAUAAGCAACUUGCUGAUGCAUCCAUUGUCAAAUUAACAAGCUACAAUAAACAAUUCCUUAAAGGGAAAAUGUAUGGCUCCUACUCUUUCAUCAACAUAUCAAGGGGUAAAGAGCAGUCUAAUCAUGAUCAUAGUUUGAAGAACAUUGCUGAGGCUGCUGCUGUCUCAGAGAUUAUUCAAAGACUUAGAAAAGAAUGUUUGACAAGAAGAAAGAAAGUUAGCAUAGGAAUCAUAUCUCCAUACAAUGGUCAAGUACAUGAAAUCCAGAAGACCAUAAAGCAAUAUAUUUCAGACAGUGAUCCUAACUUCUCUGUGAGUGUUCGUUCUGUUGAUGGUUUUCAAGGUGGUGAAGAAGACAUAAUUAUAAUAUCAACUGUGAGAUCCAAUGGUGUUGGAAAUAUUGGUUUUCUUUCAAAUAGACAAAGAACAAAUGUGGCAUUGACGAGGGCUAGAUAUUGCCUUUGGAUAUUAGGAAAUGCAUCAACUUUGAUAAACCGUAACAGUGUAUGGAGGGAACUGGUUCUUGAUGCUAAGGAAAGAAACUGCUUCCACAAUGCUUAUGAGGAUGAGAAACUGGCUCAGGCCAUUGAGAAUUCCUUGUGGGACCUUGAACUUGAUUCACUGGAGGCACCAUUCAAGAAACUAAGUUUAUGGGACAAUUCUAAUACAGCUUCUACUUCCUUUAGAGCACAUAAACCAAGAUUGAUGUAUAAAAUCAAAACAUGAAGACAUUGAAUCACAUGUUUAUGCAAUGCCAUGGAACAUGCCAUCCCUAAAGACCUUUGUUGAGUUUUGAACUUGUGAUCAAGAAGCAAAGAAGCAAAUCAACCUCAUGAGUUUUUGUCAUCCAUGCAUGCUGGCAAUGGCAAUACUGUAAUUGUAUUUUGAACAUAACUUAUCCUUAUUACCAUGCGUAUUCUACCAUGAUUUACUAAUUUUUGGUGGAUUAUGCUAAAGAUUAUUUAGAAAUGCAAUUUAUCCUUGCAUUUUUUUUUUCCUUUUUAAGGGAUGAAAAUACAAGCUACAUGUAUUAAGAUUAUAUGGCGAAAUUUG
Arachis ipaensis is the source of this 2013-nucleotide messenger RNA. The record is from RefSeq and is a predicted model, not a curated record. Lineage: Eukaryota; Viridiplantae; Streptophyta; Magnoliopsida; Fabales; Fabaceae.